Messenger RNA from Aureobasidium vineae, 2949 nucleotides. NCBI's taxonomy places the organism in Eukaryota, Fungi, Ascomycota, Dothideomycetes, Dothideales, Saccotheciaceae. The record is from the annotation of a GenBank genome assembly.
AUGGUCGCUUCGCGACUUUUGGCUCUGGCCAUCACACUUCUUGCUGCGAUACAGCCCGUUGUAGCUGCAAGUGACACACGCUAUGUGACAACCACAAAUUCUGCUGGCCAGGUUGUCUACUUGCCAGACGACAGAAGACCGUCUUUGUAUACCGGACGAUUCGGAGAUUGCAAGGGCUCCAGUGCUGUAAACGUCACUCGCUUCGAUGCUGCUUAUUACAAAGACAACAUGACCGUGCUCUUUCAUUUGGCGGGUAAUACGGCCAUUGCUAAUGAAAGCUUGAUGAUGUACAUCGGUGUCUAUGCAUACGGAGAAGGUCGAUUUGACUUGACCUUUGAUCCGUGCAGCGCAAAUAUUGCCAGCUUGUGCCCACUCAAUGCGAGUAUACCUAUCGAAGCUAACGGCAUUAUCCCGGUUGCUCAAUCUGAUGUUGCUGCUAUCCCUCCGAUCGCCCUCUCGAUCCCGGACUUUGAGGGCGAGGCCGUUCUUCGUAUUUUUGCAAACUCGACCCAGUCUGAGAUUGGCUGCUACUCGGCUGUAGUCACGAAUGGAGCAACAUUUUCGCAACCCAAAUCCGUGGGAUCAGUCCUUGGAAUCUUCACCCUCAUUGCUUUGCUCGCUUCAUUCGCAACUGCCAUCUAUGGUGAUAGCGUGCCUGUUAUGCGCAAGCACUACGCCCACUCGCUCUCCGUUUUAGUCGUCUUCUCUGUUUUCCAACAUGUCUACUUCACUGGAGCACUGUCCAUGAACUGGCCCAGCGUGCUCGUUGCUUGGUGGAGCAACUUUGCUUGGUCAGGAGGCAUGAUCUAUUCCAGCUCAAUGCAACGUUCUAUUGACAAACUCAUUGGUAACAACAUCGGCAAUACUUCGCAGGUUGGCGCUGCCGGCUCUGGAACCAACCAAGAUAAUGUUGGAGGUGGCUUCGACAUCUCGUCGAUCUACAGAAGAGGUUUGUCGCUGAGGAAAGACGUCGCUUGGAACAUUUACCAGCGCGAUCAUUCUGUCAAGCUCACACGCGACGUUGUUUCAGGUACUUUUGAAGACCAUCUCUUCAAACGCGACCUUGCCAACAAGACUACUGGGUUUUCUUGGUAUGGGCAGCCCGUACAGGCAGGUCUUCCACUGCCCGGUAAUUACUCUGGGUUUGCCGGUACUCUGGCACAGGAGAAUAUCCGCGUCUCCAAUGCUUUCAUGACCGGAUUCCUAUGGUUACUCAUCCUGCUCGUCAUCCUUGUCGCUAGCGUCAUCACUUUCAAGUGGGCCCUCGAAGCAUUCGUUGCCAUCAAACUCUUGAAGAAUGAGCGAUUGACUUUCUUCCGAAAGCACUGGAUCCGAUACACCGCCUUGGCUGCUUUACGAACAUUAUUCAUUGCUUUCUUCAUGAUGAUGCUCUUGACCAUGUUCCAAUUCUCCUACCAAAGCUCUGGUGGCGUCAAAGCCGUUGCAGCUAUUAUCUUCAUCUUGUUCUUUGUCGGCAUUCCUGCCUGUGUUAUCUAUGCCACCUUCACCGGUCUCGCAUCUCAGGGUACUACUCGCAAAUCGGAGCGUUCUGCUGAGCAAGUCGAAGGUCGACAGCCACCAAAGUUUCUUGCAAAGCUUGGUAUCAAGGGCCCUAUCUCAAUGAAGAUGCCAUCAAUCUCACUGCAUCGACCACCGUCGCACCUUGAGGAAAAUCACACUUCGAUACACGACGAUGAGGAGUACGUCAAGAAGUUUGGGUGGCUCUCUGCUCGUUUCCGCCGUACACGAUGGUGGUUCUUCGCCGUGUGGACUAUCUACGAGUUCAUUCGAGCCUGCUUCUACGCUGGUGCUUCAGGUCAACCUAUGACCCAAGUCUUCGGUCUGUUGGUUAUUGAGAUCCUCUUCUUCGCUUUCACUGUCUGGGCCAGACCUUUCGAGGGCCAGCGUCUUAACAUGCUCGUCGUAUAUCUGCUGGGCUUCAGCAAAGUCGCGACCGUGGCUCUGUCUUCUGCAUUUAAUGUUGCCUUCAACUUGGAGCGUAUCACAACAACUGUCAUCGGCAUUGUCAUCAUAGUUAUCCAAGGAGUUUUGGUCAUCGUCACCCUGAUAGCCAUUGCUGUUGGAACCUUCUCUUCCUACAUGUCAAUCACUCGAAACCACGAAGACUUCCGACCAAGGAGAAUGGCAGGUGUUCGCGAGAAGUAUUUCAAGCAUCUGGAUCGCACUGCUACCGAUGUUCCUCGGCCACCAAAACCAGAACCAGUCGAGGUAAUACCCGAAGAGCCCAAAGGACCAUACUUCUCCGUCUCGCAAGUUCGCCGCGUUGCUAAGAUUGAAGAUGAGGAUCCAGACUUUGUUGCUGAAAUGGCAAUGCUCCACCACGAGGAAGACUUGGGACCAGAGCCAACGCCAAACGCGUCAUAUUCCGCUCUGCCUAUGAGGUCGCAAACUCCAGGCAUGGACGGGGAAUCAUCUCAGACGCCUAUUCGCCGCGGCCGCGCCGUCAGUGGAGUGAGCUAUAGAAGCACAAGUGGAAGCUACUCAAAUCUGCCUCGUGGAGCUCGUCUUCAUCGACCUAGCUGGACCUCGCGCGAUUUCUCGGAAACAAGAGGUGACCGUUCAGGGACACCUAUUGAUAUGAACAGGAACGUGCCAGAAGACGAUACUAUAAUGGCCACUCCAACAAGGUCUGGAUCGCGUACGCCUAAGAGGAGAUCGGUGACGAUGCCGACCUCACUUCCUCCAAUGCCCAAUGUAGAUGAACUACAAGUCGGCGGUGAUGUCAGCACAAGGGAUGUGAUUGCAGACGUGCCUACACCGACGGUUAGACCGCGUUCGGGGACUUUCAGCGGAAGCCGCAGCAACACACCUACUCCAGGAGACAGGAACUCGUUCCACAUAAAAUCAACGACACUUGACAUGCCAGCGCGAGACAGUAGGGGACCUCUUACGCCCGCAGUAGAGCGUGACGAAGAGUCCUACCACUGA